GCUCACACGCGCUGUUGUUGUGAUUGACAGAGAGGAGUCAUGUUAACUUUCAGUUUGCUUUUCGGCCGCACAAAUAUGUUUUAAAGUAAGAAAACAACGAUGUCCGACAUACUGAUGAAGGAAAUGGAGAGCAUCUCGAUCAGUCCGACGAAGCCCGAAGACUGUCCAGACGGUGCUCGGAGCUUCCUGCUGGUGGAUGAACAGGAAAACCUGAAGGUCCGCGAUGAGUCUGAGUUUGUGGACAGGCUGGGCUGCGGGGACGUGGCAGGAGUCAAGGUCCUCUCCAUCUUUGGCAACACCGGCGAUGGCAAGUCCCACACCCUCAACCACAUCCUCUUCAGUGGGGAGAGUGUGUUCUACACCUCCAAGUCCCCAAGCUCCUGUACGGUUGGAGUGUGGGCUGCGUAUGACCCCACCCUCGGCUUGGUCGCCCUGGAUACUGAGGGCCUGUUGGGGGCAGCGGCCAAUCAGAACCAGAGAAUGCGGCUGCUGCUAAAGGUGCUGGCGGUGUCUGAUAUAGUGGUGUAUCGUACACGGGCAGAGCGCCUCCACAAUGACAUGUUCCAGUUCCUGAGCAACGCGUCGGGGGCCUACCUGAAGCACUUCACCCCGGAGCUCAGGGCCCUCUCAAGUCGCUGUGGUCUGGACGUGCCUCUAUCUUCUCUCGGGCCAGCUGUGAUUGUCUUCCAGGAGACUACGCACACCCAGUUGCUCGCACAUGAUGCUAAGUUGGCCGGCCAUGCCGACACGCUGCUCCAGAAGCGGUUUCACGACCUGGGCUUGGGUACGGAGGCCUUCAGCUCCGUGCAGUAUGUUGGCACACAGACCAUCACGCCGCCCACUGACUACAACCGGCUGCUGGAAGCCGUCAAGCAGCAAGUGAAGACCACACACACACGCUCCCCCCGCCAGCCCGGGAUAGUGUUUCACGCUCUGGAGGCCCUGAGUGAGCGUUUCUGUGGCGAACUGUCAGACGAAAAGAUGAUCCCGUACUCCUUCUUCCCAGACGAGUACUUCACCUGCUCUGCUGUCUGCCUCAGCUGCAACAUUCGCUGUAAAAAUGGAAUGAACCAUCUGAGAGACAGGGUCCCCCACAUGGCAGAUGGACUGUGCCAGUAUGUACACCAGUACAACAACAAAGUCCUUAUCUGUAAGAGGUGUUAUGAGGGAGGAAGAGAGGUGAUUGUUUUGCCCAAGACGUCAGCUUCCUCUGAUAACCCAUGGUUAGGACUGGCCAAGUAUGCCUGGUCAGGCUAUGUGUUGGAGUGUGCUAGCUGUGGUGUAAUCUACCGCAGCAGACAAUACUGGAUGGGGAAUCAGGACCCUGAGAGCGGCGUGGUGCGGUCUGAGGUCAAGCACGUCUGGGAGGGGUCGGACACUUUUCUGACGACCCACCAGAACGCUGCCCAGAGGGUCCUGGAUGGGAUGAACUACGUGAUCCAGUCAGUGUCUGAGUACAGCACGGGGCCCACCAAAGCUGUGGCAGCCUGGGUCACUGACCAGGUGGCCCCUCCGUACUGGAGACCCAACACAGAGAUCACUGCGUGUCAUGGCUGUCAGAAGGUGUUUGAGGAGGCGGAGAGGAAGCACCACUGCCGAUCAUGUGGCCAGGGUUUCUGCCACCCCUGCUCCAGCCAGAGGAUGCCGGUGCCAGAGAGGGGCUGGGGCAGUGGGCCGGUCCGGGUGUGUAAGAAAUGCUACCAACAGGGAGGGCCGGCUGACACUAACAGCCAGGUGUGUAAGGUGGAGCCUCGUGGUCUGAUCGCUCGCAGGGUGACGGAGGUGGCGCAGUCUACACUGGACAUGGUCACCACAGCUGUGGACUACCCUAUCUGUUUUAUGAAAGAUGCGGCUCGGCCAGACUAUUGGGUGCCAGAUGGGGACAUCACCCAGUGCCACCAGUGCUCCAAACCCUUCACUCCGGCAAUAUCAAAGCACCACUGCAGAGCCUGUGGACAGGGUGUGUGCGGCCCCUGCUCCACACACAUCAAGCCCGUGCCCUCCCGAGGCUGGGACCACCCGGUCCGAGUUUGUGACGGCUGCCACGCACGCACAGACACUCUGUGAGCUUUUUGAACCUGGAGAACUUCCUCAGAUGAUCCACGAAGAACACUGUGAAUCGUGGCACUGCUGCUCCGAAAGAACAAGGAGGAUUGAUUAUGCGCUAAACUGAAGAACAGGAAUAAUCCUUGUUUUUUGCGUGAAGAGACACAAAGCUUAAAAUGGUCCUCUUGUGAUUCAUCAGUGCUGACCCGGGAUCAGCUUUCCAUCUAAUAUGCCUUACUUUAUCUACUGGUUCUGCAGCGUUCAGAGGCCAAAGACGGAUCAACUUCUCUACAGCCCUACUGCACCAGUCAAGCUGUCCUUAAACCAGCUGGACAAAUGGAAAGCUGGACUUGUGGUUCUAACUGACUUGUGGAAAUGAAGGAAAUAACAACAACUCCUCUCGUUCUGCAGAGCUUAAACCUUUUGCUGUACUUAUGUUUAGUCUUCCUUCAUUUAAUUGUUUUUUGCACAGCCCUGCCGCACACAACCCAUUCUCAAUUUGACCAAUUUUUACUUAAAAUUAUAGGAAAGUAAAUAAGAUGCACUGUGAACUGAGAGACCUUUUUUUAAUUUAGAGGGUUUUUCAACCUGUCUGCUUCAAAGUCUUGAGUUUCAUCUCAAUAUAUUGCAUCAUCAGUGCAAAGCCCUCAGAGAGGUAAAGAAGGUUUUUAUCCUCCUCCUUAUCUCUCUCUCUCUCUCUCUCUCUCUCUCUCUCUCUCUGGGGUAUAAAUCAGAACAAGACUUUUGGAAAAGAGGAGCUCUGUGUAUGAGAAAACACGAGCGACAGCAGUGUGUGCCUUCAUGGGAAUAUUGAUUCCCAUAUAUAGACCCCCUAAUGUCUGUUUUAGGGGUUUCCUUCAUAUGUGCAAGGUGUAAUGAGAUUAUUUGUGCCUAAUUGCAGAGCAACUUAAUCCACAGCCUCGCUCAGCUGACUCAAUUGUAUUUACGAUAUGGUGAAAUGGAUUGGAAAAUAAACUUUGUAGCACAACACUUUAAAGACAUUCCAAUGUAUGGACGUACCUGUUUACUGAUAGAUUGGCUCCUCUGAAGUCUUUAUAAAAAUGACGGCACUCUUUUGAGCGAAUAACGCUUCAGAAAGUAAUAUAAUGAAUGCACCUGCACUUGACUGGACAAUUAAAAUGUUUGGAUAUUUUAAAGGAGCUUAGUUCAAUUGCUAUGUUGAUGGAAUUAUACACUCUCUGUCAAAGGGACUCUCUCGGUUUUAACUGAAUGAAUGCAAUUUCUCUGUGUAUGGAAAUAAUCAAUUUUCAAAAUCUUUUGACAAAAUCUUGAUUUUUUUUCUUCUUUAAUCAGGCUUGUCCAAAUAAAAGUAACAAAGGAAAACUGUGCCUCUAAGAUGUAUUUCCUCCAUUACUGUCUUUCCAUCUGAUCACUCCAUAUUAGUGAUGCUUUAUUUCUAUGAAUGGGUAUUACUCUUUUUUUGCAAAAGUAACUAAAUGUCAAAAGAAAGACAAUGUGGAAAUGAUAAAAAGCAUUAUGUAAUGAAAAUGUCAUGGUGUAGCUCAAAAUGUCACACUCAGGAUGUGCUUAACACACUGGGUGCUUAACAUUUUUAAACAGAUAUGCGAUUAAAAAGCAAUAGCAUAGUAUGUAAUAAAAUUAAAUCAAAGUAUAGUCUGUCUUAAAAAAGUCAGAAAAGUAUUUAAUAAAAAAGUAAUAUCAAAGGUUAUUUUGUAUGUCAUAGAAAAAACUCAUAGUACUGCACAGUAUGUCAUCAAAUAUUCCACAGUAUGCCACAAGUAUGUGCAGAUGUAUAGGCUAUUUUUUAAAAUGUAGUUUAAAAUGUGUAGUAUAUGUAUUUGAGUAAUCUUCUCUUUAGCCUAGUUUCUGGAGGCUUAAAGACUUUAUGUUUAUUCACACGUGUAGCACGUUCUAUUCCAUAGAGAUGAUGGUGCUGCCUGAGUGUUUUCCUUUAAACACUCGAUUGGUAUCCCCUUAAGACUUGAUGCUUCACUUCUGAAAGACUAACUUUUUAUCUGGCAAUUUUUCUCAAGUGAUGUUACCUAGUACUUUUUGUGGGUUUCUUUGUAUUUCUUUCCAUUAGAAAACCUGAGAACUAACAGUGAAGCUGUUAUUCAGAGUAUAGCAAGUGACAGGCACAUAUAGAUGUCUUCCCACAUACAGUAUCUUGUUUUUCUCACCAGCAACCUCCAGUUCAAGGUUAUCUGAAGUUCAUGGCACCUAAUGUCCAGUGCUCUAAUAAAUCGCUGACUAAUGCCCA
Messenger RNA from Eleginops maclovinus (Patagonian blennie), 4288 nucleotides. RefSeq names its product zinc finger FYVE domain-containing protein 1. The coding region runs from base 100 to 2067 and encodes 655 amino acids. The transcript is spliced from 12 exons. Gene Ontology annotation, biological process: lipid droplet formation. Gene Ontology annotation, cellular component: lipid droplet. The record is from RefSeq and is a predicted model, not a curated record. NCBI's taxonomy places the organism in Eukaryota, Metazoa, Chordata, Actinopteri, Perciformes, Eleginopidae. Gene Ontology annotation, molecular function: phosphatidylinositol-3,4,5-trisphosphate binding; phosphatidylinositol-3-phosphate binding; phosphatidylinositol-3,4-bisphosphate binding.